CACCUCCUCUGCUUACCAAGGAGGCUAGCACCUCCUCUGCUUACCAAGGGGUCGCUGGGUGGCUAAAACGUUCAAAAUCCACGCCACGUGCGUUCAGGGACACAAGUACUGAUGGCUAAACAGAAGAGAAAAUAAGACGAUUGUGAAUUUUCGUUACUAAAUAAGCUGAUUUUUAGUUUUUCUAGGGGCUCUGUUAUUUGUGACCACAAUGAAAAAUGUAGACAGUGAUGAUCUGAUAACUGGCACACUUCCCAAGUUCAAGAGCUCCAAAGAAUGGUUGGAUCCAAAGCCACUUUCUUUUAUGGAGGCCUUAGCUAAAGAAGAUACUGAUACAGCUAUUCAGUCAAUAUUAUACAGAGAAAAUUACAUAAUUAAGGGAAAUGCAUUUAUAGAACAUUAUGAUCCAAAAGAGUAUGAUCCUUUUUAUAUGAGCAAAAAGGACCCCAGUUUUCUGAAGGUUACCAUUCCACCAUUUCGUGACCCUUUGAAAAAAGCACAGUGUGACAAGGAUGAUGAAAAAAGAAUUCUUCUUCAGUGUGAGACUGGCAAAAUAUAUACAAUGAAAGAAUUUGAAGAAGUUGAGAAGGUUCAACUGCAUUCUAGAUUCCCAAGAAUUUCUAACUCAAGGCACUUUAUGACCCCAAAUGAGUGGCUUAAACUGCCUACAAGAUAUAUAGAAAGUGAAUUUUGUAAAAGGAGGAGGUUAAAAGUGAAGGUGGAUUUUAACAAUAGUAGUGUUGACUUGAAACCGUUGGAAAGAGCUCCUCAUCUUCCAGAAUGCCAGAAAGAAGAGAAAGCAGUUAUUUACAAAAACAAAAGGUCAUCCUUUCUGGAAAAAGAGUCUCCGUGUUAUCAGGAGGGAAAGACUCCACAUCCCAAAGAGGCCAACUCUGAAGGGCAGAUUUCUUCCUUGCCUCUCAACCAGGAGGUAGAACGGGAUGAAGACCAGGAUGCGGUAUUAGCUAGAGAAGACAUUGACGAAGCUGUGCAUGCAAUAUUAUUUCGAGAAAAUUAUAUUGUGAAGAGAUUGGAUACAUAUUUUCAGCAUCUGGAUAUUUUUAAGGAAAGAAGAAAAGAGAUGUUGCAUAAAAAAUGGGUGAAAAACGUUGCAGAGCCUCUCCAGCAGAGAAUUAUGGAGAAAGUAAUUGCAUAUAAAGGGUUUGAAAAAAUGAAACAAGAGAACUUUGAAUAUUAUUUAAAGCACACAAAUAAAACGGUUACAGUCCUGCCAUUUUUUGAUCCUCUGUUUCGGAGACAGCAAGAGGUGGAUGAAGAGAAGAGAGCUACUCUUCAGUAUGAGACAGGAAAACGAUAUUCCAUAAAAGAACUUAAGGAAAUCGAGAAGGCCAGGCUGCAGGCCAGAUUGCGCCAGUUCAUAUUCACUCUACGCAGCGUGAGUCCAAAAGCACGGCGUGAAGCCUCGGCCAGACUCACAAGGCCUGAAACCUGUGGUGGAAACAGCCCUGAAAAGCUCAUCUGUGCAGAAAAGAAACAUCAAAGGAAAGAGAAAGAGAAAAAGACAACCGACCUGAGUCAGGCCGUUUUUGAAAGGCAGUUUCGUUCCUCGAAGCUCAGCCAGAAGGACAGAGGGGACCAGAAGAAGGGGCUGGUCUUAGGAACCAGGCGGCAGAGGCCCCGCUCCUGGGCGGCGGGGGACAGCCGGCAGCGAUGGGGGCCGCAGCCUGUGGCCAGAAGAGUGAUGACGGCGGAGGUCCUGGGGAAGCACCUGGCGUCCCUGCAGAGGGCGGCCCGGCAGAGCCACCGCGCGGAAGGGCGCUCGGCCGGCUCGGGUUAGCCGCGUCUGGAUGACGACAAAAAUACUGCAGACAUGUGUUCUCUCUCGAGAAGUGGAAAUAAAGUGCAAGAAAUAUUCAAGUAA
This is a messenger RNA of Carlito syrichta (Philippine tarsier), 1879 nucleotides long. Its product is annotated as protein FAM228A-like. The record is from RefSeq and is a predicted model, not a curated record. NCBI's taxonomy places the organism in Eukaryota, Metazoa, Chordata, Mammalia, Primates, Tarsiidae. The transcript has 13 exons. The coding region runs from base 209 to 1795 and encodes 528 amino acids.